UCUCUCAAAGAACCUAAAAAACAUCAGCACAACAACUGAAGAUGGAGCAAACUGAAGUGGUCAAACCCGAAUCUUUGGAUGAUUUGAUUAAAACUCUCCACAAGAUUUUUGAAAGUGACUCCAUCAAUGUGGACGAGGUGCAGAGCAUCAUGGAAGCCUAUGAAAGUAAACCACAAGAAUGGAUGAAAUUUGCUAAAUUCGACCAGUACAGGUACACCAGGAAUCUUGUUGAUGAGGGAAAUGACAAAUUCAACCUGAUGAUAUUGUGUUGGGGUGAAGGACACGGCAGCAGCAUCCACGACCACACAGACUCCCAUUGUUUCCUGAAACUUCUCCAAGGCCAACUGAAGGAAACUUUAUUUGAGUGGCCCGAUCAAAAGGGAUCACCGCCAGGCGGCAUGGUUCAGAAAUCUCAGCAAAUCUUACUGGAAAACCAGUGUGCAUACAUAAAUGAUUCCAUCGGUCUUCAUCGGGUGGAGAACGUCAGUCAUACUGAAUGUGCUGUAAGUUUACACCUCUACAGCCCCCCCUUUCAGACGUGCCAGACCUUUGACCAGAGAACUGGACACAAAAACACCGUCAAGAUGACUUUCUGGAGUAAAUUUGGAGAAAGGACACCGUAUGAGACCACCAUUUCACAAGAAAACAACUGAGAGAGAAAACGACGACGUUCGAUGGAGCUCACAGACAAAAUUGACUUUUUUUACACGAAAUCGAUUGCGGCUGCAACAUUGAAAACCCGAGCAGUGAUUGAACACUUUUAGAGUCUUAAUCAAAGAUGUUUUAUUAUAGUCUAGAUUCCCAUUGGCCAAUGCGGCUGAACGGCAGUACGGUCAUCAUGAAUAAAGCUGUGAAUCAGUUCUUUGUUCAUGGGUUUCAGAAGAUUCUCCAAGCAUUCCUGUUUGUCUGUGACCUGUGUAAUUCCUCUUUUGUACUGUUACGGAUGAGAGCUGUUUGAGUGAAGGGUGUAAAUUAUCAAAAGCAAUUACUCGUCUUUUCUUUCAUUCCACCCAUCCACAGACUUGAUGAACAUAAUGCAGCAGCACUUUCUAUUCUGAUGGAUUGAUUUCUGUUUAAAUUGACCUUGAAAUCUCCACAUGCUUUUAGAUUUAAUGCAAAUAAUCUUUCGCUGCCAGAAAUUGACAUAAAGGGUAACAUUGGGUUUUAGUAUUUUUACAUCUGGAGGUUUUAUAUUUACAUUCUUACAUGGAAGUUAGUUGUUGUUGUUGUUAUUGUUGUUGUUGGUUAUAACACUGAGGUAAAUAAAGUGCUUAGACAGAUUUCUUGUGUUUAAACGGCACGAGUAUUUAAAGUAUUGAACAGGUUUUGUUAUUGUCAUUAUCGUUCAUUAUAACCGCUGGGCUUGAGAAAUCUUGAUGGAUUGAUUUACUUAUGGAAAUAUGAUUUCUGUAAAAAGGCUGUGCUUGUUUUGUCUAAUGCAUGAAUAAAGUAUGUAAAUACUAUCCUACAAA
Messenger RNA from Misgurnus anguillicaudatus (oriental weatherfish), 1472 nucleotides. It is a transcript of the gene cdo1, whose product is annotated as cysteine dioxygenase, type I. Gene Ontology annotation, molecular function: ferrous iron binding; cysteine dioxygenase activity. The record is from RefSeq and is a predicted model, not a curated record. Gene Ontology annotation, biological process: L-cysteine catabolic process. Lineage: Eukaryota; Metazoa; Chordata; Actinopteri; Cypriniformes; Cobitidae.